AUGCUGAGCUAUCAGACUGGAGCUAAUGAGACACCUAUUCGUCCUCCUUGGAGACGGGACGUGUGUCAAUCUGCAGGUCUUUUCUUCGAGCCUUUAUGGAUUAAUCUGUUUGAGUUUUUCAUAAAGAUUUGCUUUAAUUUUUUUUUACCUUCUGUAUCUCAUUUCUCUUCUUUUUCCAUCUUCCCUUUUUCCCUAUCCGUGUUUCUCCUCUUCUCCUGCGGCAGGAUCUCCGCAGAGCACUCGCCCAAGCUGCAGAUCCGAAGUCACAGCUACCUGCGGGCGGUGAGCGAGGUUUCCAUCAAUAGGAGUCUGGACAGCUUGGACCCGGUGGGGUUGCUGGCCUCGCCUAAAUUCCGCUCCCGAAACGAGAGCUACAUGAGAGCUAUGAGCACCAUCAGCCAGGUGAGCGAGGUGGAGGUAAAUGGACAGAUUGAGGCGGUGUGCGAGUCUGUCUUCAGUGAGAUGGAGUCCCAGGUGGUGGAUGCCCUGGACCUGCCCAUGUCGGGCUGCUUCCGCAUGCGCAGCCACAGCUACGUACGUGCUAUAGAGAAAGGCUGCUCACAGGAAGAGGAGGAGGGUGGCGUCACAGCGGGCAUCAGGAGGAGCGACUCUCCCCCGCGCACUGCCACCACCGUCCGAACCAUCCAGAGCAACACAGUGUCCUCAUGCAUCACCACAUACAAAAAGACACCACCCCCAAUCCCACCAAGGACCACCCCUUCCAAACCGUUCAUAUCCAUAACGGCCCAAAGUAGUACCGAGUCCGCCCAGGAUGCCUACAUGGACGGUGGCUCCGGCCAGCGAACAGGCAUCAGCUCCCAACCAGGACUAUCCAACUCCACAGAAAGCAUCGACAGCAUGAAGGCUCUGACGGCGGCCAUAGAGGCGGCUAACGCUCAGGUGCAUGGCCCCGCCAGCCAGCAUGUCACCAACAGCACCAUCACCUUCACUGCCACCGCCACCACCUCUACCGUCGCACAAGUCACCCCUGAGAACAAGACAGAGAGUGACGUGCUCCGCAAGUGCCUCUCCAUCGGGAUUCAGGUGGACCCAGAGGAAGGAGAGCCAACAGAGGAAGCGUCUAAAUUCCAGUCCGUAGGAAUUCAGGUGGAAGAUGAGAGAAGUUACCGCAGGAUGACCCGGUCCAAUAGUGUCACCACAGCUGUACAGGCAGACCUGGACGACCCCGCGAACAUCCCGGAGCUGCCGCCGCGCCAAUAUGCCACCAUGCCACGCCAGCACUCCCGCGACGCCGCCACCUCCACGGUCAGCAUCCAGGGAUCAGGGAACCACUACCACGCCUGUGCUGGAGACGAAUUCGGAGAGGUGGGCUUUGACCCGUCCAUCCUACCACCUCCGGACCCAUGGAUGGACAGCGCACCUGAGCCAGAGUUGGACGCUCUGGAAGCCGUCAGCCGAUCCGUGUGCCCUCGUGACGGACGCUGGUUCCUCAAGCUGCUGCAAGCUGAAACUGAACGCAUGGACGGCUGGUGCAGACAGAUGGAGCAGGAUGAGAUGGAGAAUGAGCUGCCUGAUGAGAUCCUGGGGAAGAUCCGCAGUGCAGUGGGGAGCGCCCAGCUGCUGAUGUCCCAGAAGUUCCAGCAGUUCCGAGAGCUGUGUGAGGAGAAUCUGAACCCAAAUGCGCACCCACGGCCCAUCUCCCAGGACCUGGCUGGUUUCUGGGACAUGCUCCAGCUGUCCAUCGAGAACAUUAGCCUGAAGUUUGAUGAACUCCACCAACUCAAAGCCAACAACUGGAAACCUCUGACUCCCCCAGAGAUUCAGGAGAGAAGGAUGCCCCCUCCUGUCCCAAAGAAGCCCCUGAAGGGCCACCCACUUCUGGCUAGGGACCGCUCUCUGGAGAGCUCUGAGCGCCAGCGUCUGGAGGCUCGCAAACGCCUGCUAGCUGCCAAACGGGCCGCGUCAGUGCGGCAGAGCUCUGCUACCGAAAAUGCAGACAGUAUCGAGAUCUAUAUUCCCGAGGCACAGACCAGACUCUGAACAUAAACACGUGUUCUCCAUAAACACAGUAAUAGCACUGAUCUAUGAGGCUAGGGUGCUAACAGAAUCGUCUUUUUUGCUCAUCACUGUGGGAUAAUCCACCCUUGAUGCUGUCUGAAAAAGUAAUGUACCCUACAGUAUUUAUUUAGUUAUUUAUAUCCCAAUUUCCUUCUCUCAGCAUUAAUGUAGCAAACCCUGAUUCUCUUUGUACAUCCGCCGGUUCUUCUCUCCUAAAAGUAUAGCUAACAAACCAUGGUGUAAGUGACUUAAUGUAAGGAAAUCAGGAUUUAGUCCUAAACGAAAUAAAAAAUUAGGUCAAACGUUACAGCAAAGGGGUUAAAACUGCUGUUUCAGUCUUGUCUGUUGCAACUUCAGGAGUCCGACCCUACAGGGAAGGGUUUUCUUGUGAGGCAGAGAGGAAAACGUUGGCCUCUGCCAAGAACGAAAAUCGCUGAACAGAUCCCUGUUUGAAGGAGCCACAAACUUAAUCCGUGUGUGUGUGUGUGUGAGCGUGAACAGAGUGUGUGUCUUCAUCCAGAUUUCAAAAGUGCUUCCUAUUUUUCUAGAGACUCCAAGGGUCUUGGAGGUAACUGACCAUUAAAAGUAGCAGUAUACACAAACUGUAAACAAACCAGCCAUCCCGACUCAUUUUAAACAUGUUUGUAUAAAGGACAUAGAGUAGAGACACGACUCCCAUGCUGACACUUAUUUUUGUGCUUUUUAACACCUAACCAGUGUUGUGUUCACACUCAUCUGUAACAGACUAAGCUAAAAUACUGAUAUUUGGUACAAUAACGUAGUUGUAUUCUAUUUUAUUAUGUCUUUUUUAGCCAAGAAGGGUUUCUUGGUAGUACUGAGACUACAAAACCAAGAAAAGGAACUAUUUCUCCUCCUCACUGUGUGUGCACUAUUUCUGCCUCCAAAUCAAGCAAUUACUGAAGGUCAUCCAGAAAAGAAAGUCCUCUUUCUAAUAUUUUGUAUUUUUAUUUAUUUUUGAUUUGGGAGAGAAAUGACUGUUUAUUGACAUUGUGAUUAUUAUUAUGAUAUAAUUAUUAUUAUUAUGCACUGAUAAUAAGGCCCUUAAACUGUGUCUGUGUUUUUAUUUAUGGGUUCCUCUGCAUGACAGGCAACCUUUGAUUUAUCUUGUCUGUUUCAGUGAUCAGCCUUAAUUUCAAAUGCGAUAGUCGAGCACAACAGCAGUCUCAGGGGAAGAGGCAUGUUGAGUGUGUGUUUAUGUGAGAAUGUGUGAUUUCAUGUGUUUGUGUGUGUGUGUGUGAGACCCACAGCUUUGUGUCUUGUUGUAUAUAAUCCCUGGCAUCAGGAUAGGCCAUGAUUAUUAAUGAUAAAAACCACCUUUCUAACUUUCUUCAGUGUAACAAGGUAUUUCUGUCAGCUGCUUGAAUGUGGAGACAAUCCUGAUUUAAUCUUAUUUAUGCCCACGUUAGUUGUCGAUAACAAAGUAGCAGGAAUUUUGGUGCGUAGUUGUGUUCUCGGUUAAAAUCCGAUAAAGUUUGUGCCAUGCGAUGGGCAAAGAUGUGAAUGUCCUGCUGUUUGUCCUCCUUAAAUAGCUAACUGACAUUUUCCAAGAGCUUAAGAGGGAAGUUAUGAUGUACGUUUUGUAUUUUAUUGAAAUUUUAGAAGAUUUAUAUAAAAAGCUAUGUAACUUGAUGCCAUUCUAUGUCGAUGGUGUGCAUUUUUACUUUGAAACUUCACUCAAUUGUCUGUAUUGAUUCCUUAUUUAUGUUUAUUAUAUUAACAUAUCAAUAUGAUACUCCUAAUAUAGCAGGGAGUUAGAAGCCAGAAUGUGGAAUUCUGAUGCUUGUGAUGUAGUUACACUUAAAGAGGAAAAACACUCAAAUAUUUGUACAUAAAUGAAUGUUUCCCUAUGUAAAUGUAAACUGAAACACAGACGGCAUAUUAAGCAGAUAUACAUUUUGUAAUUAACGUUAUUACACAGUUGAUGUUACGGCACGUGUAUGAGCUCUUAUCAGCAUUAAAAAAAGGAAAAUUGCCAUUUA
This is a messenger RNA of Nothobranchius furzeri (turquoise killifish), 4019 nucleotides long. NCBI's taxonomy places the organism in Eukaryota, Metazoa, Chordata, Actinopteri, Cyprinodontiformes, Nothobranchiidae. The record is from RefSeq and is a predicted model, not a curated record.